This is a messenger RNA of Fraxinus pennsylvanica, 630 nucleotides long. The record is from the annotation of a GenBank genome assembly. Lineage: Eukaryota; Viridiplantae; Streptophyta; Magnoliopsida; Lamiales; Oleaceae.
AUGGAGCUCAAAAUACCGCAAUUGCUACUUUUUUUGUGCAUGAAACUAUUGGUUUCUGGAGUUGGGGCUGCUGAAGUUAGGUGCAUAGAGAGGGAGAGACAAGCUCUUCUGAAGUUUAAGGAAAGCCUUACUGGUGAUCUUAGUGUGUUAACGUGGGGAGUGAAGAAGAUAAAGAGGAAUGCUGCUAUUGGUAUGCGCCGCCGUCACUCCCCUUUCCGUGUAAACACAAGAGCUUUUGCUGGUCGCUCAGUUUCUGCACUUGGGCUCUCUUUGCCAUGCCUUAAAUCUCCACUUUAUAGCCAACGGAAAAGAAAUCUGGUCAUUAGGGACUCUGUUGCUGUUGAACAGCAGACUCAAACUAAGGCUGCUGUGAUUAGAAUUGGCACUCGGGGAAGAAUCCUGGUUUCAAUUGAGAGUAAUGAGCUCAACGUUGAGGACUUAAAGCCUACAAAAGAUAAGGCUACUGAUGGCAAGACUGAAACUAAGAAAGAAGAAGCCCCUGAAUCUGAUGACGAAGAAGAUGAAGAUGAUUCGAAGGAUAGUGGAUCUAAUGAUUUAUCAAGAGGAAUGAGCCAACACACAACAGCCAAAGCUCUUUGUUGGUAUGAAAUGGUUGUUGGACUACGGUAG